This is a messenger RNA of Pochonia chlamydosporia 170, 357 nucleotides long. RefSeq names its product antibiotic biosynthesis monooxygenase domain-containing protein. The transcript is spliced from 2 exons. NCBI's taxonomy places the organism in Eukaryota, Fungi, Ascomycota, Sordariomycetes, Hypocreales, Clavicipitaceae. The record is from RefSeq and is a predicted model, not a curated record. Bases 1 to 357 code for a protein of 118 amino acids.
AUGUUCUCUUCAAUAAAUCUUCCUGAGCGGGGUUUCAGUCUACACGUUAACAUAACAAUUGACCCUUCCAAUGUUGAUGCCUUUCUUGCUGCCUUCCGACCAGUUUACGAAGCCGUAGUUGCCGAGCCGGACUGCAGCUUCUUUGAGGUUUUCUAUUCCCUCGACGAGCCAGGUGUAUUCCGAUUUGUAGAAAAUUGGAACAAAAGCCGGGAGUGGUUUCUCGAGAACCAACUCACCAAGGAGUAUUAUAAGCCGUAUUUGGAUAUCACUGAGCCCAUGUGGAUUAAACCGCGCACAUUUAAUUUCUUUGGCCGAAGCUCCAAGGAGUGGACAACUGUAAAAGAGGGCAAUUUUUGA